Messenger RNA from Homalodisca vitripennis (glassy-winged sharpshooter), 7541 nucleotides. RefSeq lists its product as uncharacterized. The transcript is spliced from 9 exons. Lineage: Eukaryota; Metazoa; Arthropoda; Insecta; Hemiptera; Cicadellidae. Bases 216 to 1289 code for a protein of 357 amino acids. The record is from RefSeq and is a predicted model, not a curated record. Gene Ontology annotation, molecular function: 8-oxo-dGDP phosphatase activity.
ACUAUGCGCAGUCGGAAUGAAAACCUAAACCGUUUUUGACGUUUUUGUUGUGUGUCGAGGGGUUGAGGUUGAACGCUUGAGAUGGGACGUCAUGUCUGCCUUUGCCGUUUGAGAUAUGGAUAAGUUGACUUAGGCGUGAAUAUCUGUUUCUUCAAUUGAUUGUUUGAAAAAAUAGUGAUAACUUAACUAUCGGUGAUUUUUAAAUUCCAUUUAGGAUGGCAGGCAAAGAUAUAUCAGUCUCGCGUAUUUUAAAACUAGCUCAACAAUUCAACUGUUUUUAUCUUUCAGGUUUUCCUUACAAUAAAUUCCUGCAGGUCAAAUCUGAUUUGACUUUGAUCCGACAAGGAGACCUCUAUCGAGACAUGCCAGCCCACGAUUUUAAACUUAGGAGAGCUACUUACCAAGGACUGCAGAGUGGCACCAGUUGGCCAUUUAUAGUGGCUGGAAAACAAGUCGGAUUGGUGCGACCGGAUGUGCUCAGCAAGCUAUCCAAAUAUCCGGAAGUCUUCAGUAUCCAGAAGAAUUGUGUUACAUUAAAUCCAGCGUUUAGAGAUUAUACUGAACGGUCUGCCAAGGUGGAGGAAGUCCUCAAAGAAUGUCGUGCUCAAGAAACAUUCAUAACUCUCAAAGGAUGGCGGGAUGAGUGUUUUGAUGUCCGUGCAGGUUACUCUGCUGAAGCUCUUCUUAAAAUGGAUCGCUGUGCAACCUGUCUGUUUGGUAUAUGUAAUUAUGGAGUAGACAUAAAUGGAUAUGUCAUGGAUCCAGAAAAAGGGCUGUGCAUUUGGUUACAAAGAAGAUCUCAAACAAAACAGACAUGGCCAGGAAGGUGGGAUAAUAUGGUGGGAGGAGGACUCGCUGUUGGCUAUGGUGUCCUGGAAACUGCCUACAAAGAGGCUGAAGAAGAAGCCUCCAUACCUUCUGAGCUAAUGAAAAAUUUGAGAUCAGGAGGCAGUGUUUCAUUUUUCUUUGAAAGCGAAAGAGGCUUAUUUCCUAACACAGAGUUUGUGUUCGAUCUGGAACUACCCUGUGAUUUCAUUCCUAAAAAUAACGAUGGUGAAGUGGAGAUGUUUGAACUACUGCCAGCCAAGGAAGCACUUGUCAGGGUUCUGUCUAAGGACUUCAAAACCACAAGUUGUCCUGUUGUACUUGAUUUCCUCAUCAGGCAUGGAAUAAUCACACCUGAUAGUGAACCUCAUUUCCCAGAACUCGUGGAGUUGCUACAUGUCCCACUACAGUCUCUGUACCGAGUCAGGAGUUGCGCUGAAAAUGGAGAAAUUUAUUCGUCAUAGUAACGAUAGCACCAGCUACAUUGAUGGGACAACGAAUAACUAAACUGUAGAUGCCUCCCCGUUAAGACUGCCCGCUUAGAGCGCCGUUGUUACGAGUUCCAAUUACAAGACUAAUAAUAACUGUAGCAAUGCUUUUUGACAUAGUCAGAAUAGUCUGCUGCAUUAGAUUUUGUUCAGCCACAUGUAAAUGUUUGUUAAAUAGAAAAUCCGUUUAGUAUUUAAUAAUGUAAGAGAAUUUUUAUAUACCAUAUGCUUUAAUUUAUUUUUUACUCGUUAUUUAAUUUUUAUAGUGCUUUCAUACCUUUGAAGCAGUUUUGGAAUUUAACUUUAGUGCUUGGUUUUUUGUGUGUGGUAUAAUUUUGUUAGACUUUUUAACUAUAGAAAAUUAAUCAAAUAUCUCAAUUAAUAAAACAAGUUAUAAGUUGACUCAUAGUUAAUUUUAUUUUAAAGUUAGUAUAAGUUAAUACAAUUUAUUCAGCAUUUGAAACAAUACUAAACUUUAGCUAAGUACAUUAGAAAUUUAAAUUCAGCCUAUUAAUAACUUAAGUCUAAUAAAAUUACCAGGCAAUAUAAAUCAUAAGCAAAAUUGAAAUAGAAAGUAGAAAUAAGAAAAAAAAGGUAGAUCUAAAGCCACAGUUAGGCCUUUCUAAGUAUUUUAUAGCAGGUAAAACUUGUUAUUAUUCCAAGGAAAUUAAAAAUAAGUUAACAGGUAUUAAUCUAUCUCAUUGUUUUUAACAUACAGGUUAAAAAUGUAGUAUAAGUUUGAUAAAUAGUUCAGAUUAUGUAAUGGUUUUUACAAUGUAUUUGUACUGAGGUUAGAGCUUAAUAUGAGAAUGAGAACUGUUACUCAAAACGAAUAUUAUUCAAAAGUUGCAUCUGGUCAUUCAUUGUACGAAUUCAUGAUUUUUAUAAAGAUUUAUGAAUAGAAAAGAAUCUCAAUUACAAUCAAACAAAUUGACAGAGGUGAUGCCCCUAGGUAAUAUCUUGAUUGUAAUUUGGCAUUAAUCCAAUGCUGUAGUGGAACAUGUUGAUUACAUACAUAAUAUAGGUAACUAUUAUAUUCUGACUGCGAUAGAUGUCCCUAGGUCAUUAUGUCUUAAUUUUUCAUGUCAUAUGUAUCUUACAUUUACUAUCACUAGAAAGGCAUUAUUGUGUAUGAUAUCUGUUAACAUAAAGUGUACUUAAAACUUACCAUUUUCUGUUUAAACUUUGUAAUUUAUUAUAAAAGUUAAAACGUUUAAGAACUGUUGCCAACAUUAAGUGUGAUAAACCUAACAAUGUGUUUCCAAAACUGGCAUUUGCUCUCUUCUCAGGUGUAAUACACUAAGUUAACACAUUGACUGUGGUGGACGCACAUUAUUACUAUCCCAGCUGUCCUAAAAUUGGUACAUGACUAGAGUCGCAGUGAAGUUGUUAAGAUACACAAAUCGAAACUUUCCAAGCGUUUAAAACUGAAAAGGUGUUUCAAACCAAACCAUCAUCACAAACAAAAUACCAAAAGAUGUAAGCACAACACAAAAACAUAUCUCUAAAAUAACAGUGGUAAGUUUAUGUAAUGUGUACUUUAACUAAUGCUGUAAGAUUUCACAUUUAAGGAAAAGAUCAUAUACCAGUUAUUGAAAUGUGCGUAUGUUGGUAAUACGUAAUGAUAGCAAAUGUACUUAAUUCCUCUAUACUUCCUAAACUUUAUUCUACUGAAUGCAGAUAACUAGUAACCUGAUAUUAUUCAUUAUUAGAUAUAUGCCAUACUGAAUUUUGUUCAUCCUUUAUAACUAGAAAUAUAGUGUCUAUUCUCAUAAUGAUAAAAAAUGGGAAACAGAAUGGGUGGAAGUCAACAUAGGAGUUAAUUUCGGUUAGUUGUUGACAUAGUAUAAAAUGCUUUGAUCUGUUACAGCUUCAUGAAACAACUACCAAAAUGCUGAAAAUUAAAGAAGCCUAAAAAGUAAAAUAUUCAUAAUAGUGGAAUAUUAACAGAAAGCGUGCAUUGAAUCUUUCAACGUUCUAAAUAAAUUCUCAUCAGCCUAUGUUUUACUUUUUUAUUUAAAACAAUUUCUUGAAAUUUUCUUCAAUGUGAGAGCUUCUUCUUUACUGAACCAGAAUUUGUAGGAAGAUGAGAGUUAACAGCACUUCCUUUUGUAGAGGUGUGUAUGCUGCUGUCUGCCUUCUUACAGCACUCAAGUAUUUCAAUGUAACCAUUAAUGUAGAGAAUUUAAUAAAGCUAUACAUCAACCUUGUUAUUGUAAUUCAACUGUUGUCUUUCAACAGUGUGGUAGAUCACCAAUAUGCCACAAUAGCGAAGAGGGGUCCAUAUUAUGGUAUUAUGCUACAAUUCAACUUUCAGCAUGGAUUCACCCAGUUCAGGUUCUUGGUAACCUAAGGUUGCGUUUUUGAGGUUGAGUGGUUUAAUAAUUGGUAUUUUUCAUUAAUUUUUUAGGAUCAAAUUUUAUUUCUGUUGUUGAUUCUGUAUGCGUGAAAUGAAAUGUUUAUUCCAUUUUCUCUUUAUUAAAAUAUCCUGGAUUUUUCACUUUGAAUUUUACUCCUACAAAUAGCGCAUCGUAAUUUUCAUCCAAUACAUGACUAAAAUCUCCAGAUGUUCAUAUAAAAGAUGCACUGCUAAUAAUGGUUUUUUUUAAUGGAUAGUGAGUACUAAAGUCUAAUGAAGUUGCUAUAUUUAUUCCUACCAUCCUACACUUGUUAGUUACUUUAUUAGUGUUAUUUAAUGUUAUUGUUUCAGGUUAGGUUAUAACAUGUUUCUAAUGUAUGUUGUCGUUUCACUUUGAAUAUUUCUAAUGCAAAACAUAACUCCCACAAAUUGUUAAUUACUUUUAGACAACAGUGUAGUAGAAAGAUUGUUACUGAUUGAUUAUUACUUAAUUUUUCUAAAUUGGAGACGCCUUUACAGAGUUUUAUUUUAGAUACUUCAAAAAAGAAGGUGAAAAUGAAAGACAUGACAUUUUUAUGAGAAAGUUACCAGUGUUACCAUCAGGGUGUUUAGAGGAGGUACUUGUGUAAUUGAGAUUGCUAAUAAACAAGAUCUGUUAUAAAGAUUGUGGGUGAAUGACUAGUCUGUCACCUCAAUAUUAAAUUUUUCCUUGAAUUACUACGUACACAAGGCACAUGGUUGAUAAUAACAGUUAUAAUAAAGAAAAUACUUGUUUAAAAGGGUACUUAAUAUAAAACUGGUGUUGAAUAUGAUCUCUAAAAAGAAUCCUGAUAUUUAUAAUUUCAAUAAAAUUUUAUGCUCUUUCAGUUAAGUUCUAUCCUCAGUUGAUUUAUUAACAAGCUUGUAAAAACGAGUUUUGUUUUAAUGUUAGUUUGUUUAUUGAUAACUAUUUAGUGUUUAGUUAAGUUUAGUUUGCAAUUUUCAGAGAUGAAGAAACAAGAAGUGAUUCCAUUUUGCUUUGUAUUUAAAUUAUUUCACUUGAGUGAGGUCAUUAAAUCUCUAGGUUUAUUAAAAUUGACACCUCUUAUCAGUUUUUUUGAGGAAAACAAUAAAUAAGACACAAAGUAUUUAAAAAUAGGCAAUAGUUGUGACUAAUUGCAUUCAGUUUUAUUUCAGUGCAGUUAAAGGGUUAUAACCCGUCAGCAGGACCUUUCAACAAAUACAUAAUAAUUGAUUUUAUAUAUAAAACAUGAUUACAGCAAUAAACUGUUAGGGAGUGCGAUACCCAAGUGGUUUAAAGUGUCAGACUUAGACCUGAGUUAGAGAUAGCACAGGUUCAAAUCGUGUCUGACGGUAGCAUUUGUUAUCAGUACCAUCGACCUUGUACUGUAUCGACUCUCCCCCUUAUUCUGUUUCAUAAGAUCCUUGGUCAGGCCAAUGGCUCAUGAGGACAGGCAGAAUAAGGCCUAAGAGGAAGUUGGCCUCUCCCUUUUCCUAAAAGAAGUAAAUAAAAUAAAAUGAACUGAAUAAAAAAAAAUUGUUAAACUAUUAAACUUUGCACAUUAGAAAAACUGCAACAUGCAGCAAAGUUAGUAAAAAAGUUUGAUAUAUAACUUAUUGUUGUAGAAUAGUGAAAAUAAAUUUAAAUAAACCAAUUUUUAAUUGUGUGGAUUACACAAUUGAAAAAUUAUUAAGGUAACAGUUUACUUUUUACUGUUUGUAUUUGAAUGGUCCAUAAAAUAAUUUCAUUUAAUUUGAUGUAGACAAAGUCAUGAGAUUUUUUCUUAACAUUGAUAUUGAUAUUUAAAAAGUUUUAGAAAACGUAAUUUUAAAAUAGUACAUAAAAAAUGCAUUUGUACAAAUAAAAACAGUUGUGUAACUGCCAUCUAGAUUGUGUUCUUAAAAACCAUUAUAUAUUUGACAGAAUGUUGAUCUAAAUAUGAUCUGUCUGUUAUAAUUAAAUCCCAAGAGAAAGUCUCACUCUAUGGAAAAUGUUAAGCUAUAUUAAAGAAUAUAAAACGCUGAAUGCUACUUUUCAUCUUUAUCAGUAAUACUCAACGGUCACCUUCUGUGGGAGAUAAGGUUUAUGCUCACUCACAUUCUGGUUCGCAUACCUGUAGCACCUCUAGAGUUAUCUCUCAUCAAAGAUGAAAACUAACAUUUUAUUGAUCUUCCUUUGGCUGAGAUAUUAACAUAGAGAGAGACCUUCUUAUCUGAUAUGUUUGUGGCACAGUGUUUGGAAUACCACUGUAUAUCAGGAUAAUGCAGUUAGUGUAUGAUUUUGUAGUAUUUUCCUAGAACAAAUGUUAAGUUUAUUCUAGUAAAAGAUUUCUUAAUUGACAAAUUUUUUUAUGCAAAUUAGUUUGAUUGUAAUACUUUGUUGUAUAAAGUAUUCAUUUUAAUUUGAUCUUUAUCAUUUAUAUUAGUUGGCUGAAAUGUAAGAAUAAGAGAUCUUGCCAUUUGUCUACAUGUGGUAUUCCAGACUGAGAAUGUCAUACUGUCCACUUUCAUAAUGAAUUGUCUAUUGUCAUAUGAUUGUUGCACCAGUUUUUAGUUUAGUGUACUCUUAUAAUAUUUAAGAGAUAAGUUUUUUACUGUAGUUAAUGUCAAUUUGCUUGUUCUUCUCGUAUAGCACAGAUUCAUCAAUUGAAGUCUUGCCAUUGUCUUGAAUCGAUUCCAUCACAGCAUAUAGUGACUAGCUUGUCAAUAAAUAAAAUUUGUUUAGAGAGAACUUGAAAUAAUCUAAUUGUAUUGUUAAUUACAGGGAGUUUGUUAACCCGUAUAAAACCUCACAGGAGGGUGUUUCUCAGGUCAAAAUAACACCUUUUCUUCCUAUCAACAUAGGUCCUAUCCACAAAUGUCUCUAUUCAAAGUUACAGGUACCAUAAAAGAAUUUUAUGUGUAAAAUUUGAUUGUGGCCAUUAAAAUUUGUGACAUCCUCACCUGGGUGAUUUUAUGGGUUUCUGUAAGGUAACAGAAAAUCUUAUGCAUGGUGUGAAAACCCUCUUCUCAUUGGUUCACUGGUAUAACAACUUUUGUGGGCAGACAGUUCACAAAAGUUUUUGUACACCCACAAAGACUUUUUUGCUUGAAUGAGAGGCAUAUAUAGAGGACAACAAAUCUUUUCCCCUCCAAAAUAUGUUUUGAGAGGUUUUUCAAGGGUUUGGAAACAUCAUGUAUUUAGUACAGUAAGAUCAAAAAGUUCCUUUGAUAAUUAAAAUUAGCUUCCUCAGUUAAUGUAAUAUAGAAGACUAGCUCAAAAUGGCUGAGAUUUGGUAUUAGCUGGGUUAUGAAUAUAAAAAAUAACAUGGAUUGUAUAUAUUCAGAAUAGAAAAGAUUGUAUAGGUUAUGAUGUAUAUUCAGAUCUGAACUUAGAUGGUAUAACCAUCGUCACAAACUGGGGUAGUUUGGCUCUUAGAGACAAUACCGUGAAAGCGUUAUUGUAGAAAUAAGGUUAUUGUAGGGCUUUUGACAAUUUGAAGUGAGAUUGAUUUUUUAGCUUUAUUUAAUUUAGUGUAUGACACCAACACUACUUGUCAAAAACUGUCUACCAAAGAAUAAGCUGUGGAGUAGAUUUUUUAGAUGUAGUUGGACAAAGUUAGUUGAUAUUUGUGACGGAGAAGCAUUAAUACAUCUGCAAAUUAUUUUGAAUUCAAUUCAAAUUAUACCAUUUACUGUAUUAUUUUAUUGUCUUAUAUGUUAUAUAUAAGUGUUGAAUCUAUAAGAUUUAAAUUUUAAAUUUACUUUUUAUGUGAUAUUUUGUUUCCAUUUUUAUUAAAUGACUACUAGUGUGUUGAUUUUAGCUCAGUUUUAUUCUGUAUCUUAAAUUUUAUUGUAUGUAUAAGAAAUAAAACAAACUUUCAAAAAUU